AUGCCCCGAUUACAUCAUCUCAUCCUGCUCGCCAUUGUGUUGAUCGCUCAAAUUUGCUUGGCUCAGAAAGCGACCAUCCAAGAUGAUGCUGGACAGACCGUGGUGGUUACCCCUACCACCGACGAGUACGGUGAUGUCUAUUCCAUAGCUGUCUCAACGGUAUUUACCACUUCAACGGGAAAAGCGAAAUUAGGUAGUAAAGCUUCUUCAUCUGUAACUUCUUCUCCGACAACAAGUUACAGGCAAACAUACACUGUUGCUCAAGGGAGUAUCAUGGAUUACUCAAGUUAUCAAUCAUCUGUUACGGGUGCAUUGAAUUCCAUGGAAGCUGCUGCGUACAAGAAUUAUACAGCUACCGCCACGACCGGUCAAGCAGGUUUAUACGCUUCUUCUGGGUCUACACCGAUGAUUCACGCGUUGAACAAGUUGGGAUUCGUAUCAUUAAUGGUUACUGGACUGGUUCUGGUAGUCCAUUUGUAG
This is a messenger RNA of Kwoniella shivajii, 480 nucleotides long. RefSeq lists its product as uncharacterized. The transcript has 5 exons. The record is from RefSeq and is a predicted model, not a curated record. Bases 1 to 480 code for a protein of 159 amino acids. Lineage: Eukaryota; Fungi; Basidiomycota; Tremellomycetes; Tremellales; Cryptococcaceae.